Molecule: messenger RNA, 3908 nt
Organism: Girardinichthys multiradiatus
Lineage: Eukaryota; Metazoa; Chordata; Actinopteri; Cyprinodontiformes; Goodeidae
Gene: stxbp6
Product: syntaxin binding protein 6 (amisyn)
Exons: 7
Coding region: 371-1096 (241 amino acids)
Biological process (GO): Golgi to plasma membrane transport; regulation of SNARE complex assembly; exocytosis
Cellular component (GO): plasma membrane; exocyst
Molecular function (GO): phosphatidylinositol-4,5-bisphosphate binding
Source: RefSeq, a predicted model, not a curated record
CCUGCUACUGGCUUCCCAUUCACACACACAUACACACACACACACACACACAGUCAGACACAGGCUGGCUUCGCAGCAGAGGAGGGGAGAAGAAACUCUCCUCCCGCCGCUAAGAAAUCAACAGCUAUCAGAGACGUGACGGCGACGCGUUGUCAAGCACGAAAUGUUACCGUUUAGUGUAAGGCGACAGCUACUAAUAGGGAAGAAACUGUAGAAACUAAGGAGUGGGUGAGCAGUGACAGCUGGAGACAUCAAGCCAGGGUUUAGAGGACCGCACGUGGAAAAAAGGCUCGCUUUAACAAACCAGGUGAAGAUUGGAUAUCUCCAUUUAACUUUUUUUCCAUCUCUUUAUUUCGGCCUGUAUCGGGAGAUGAGUGCCAAGUCCGCCAUCAACAAGGAGCUCUUCACACCUCACGAUGAGAAGAUGCUUGCUGGUGUACAGGUGAAGAGGAGGACAAAGAAGAAGAUACCAUUCCUGGCUACUGGUGGUCAGGGAGAUUACAUGACUUUCAUCUGCCUCUCAGUAACAAACAAAAAACCAUCCCAUGUAUCCCUCACUAAAGUGAAGCAGUUCCAAGGAUCAUCUGCCUUUGUCAAAAGGUCACAGUGGACAAUUGACCAACUACGACAGGUUAAUGGCCUUGACUCCAACAAAGAUUGUCCAGAAUUUGACCUGAUGUUUGACAAUGGUUUGGACCAGUGGGUUGCUAGUUCAGCUGGAGAGAAGUGCACCUUCAUCCAAAUUCUUCAUCACACCUGCCAACGCUACUGCUCUGCCCGGAAACCCGAGUUCGUCAACUGUCAGUCAAAACUGCUCGGUGAAGGCUUAGAUACAGUUAUUUACCACUGCAAGGUCUAUUUGAACAGAAUGAGGAAAGACUUAGUGCCACAUCGUGGUCAUCUGCCAAGACAAGGUAACAGUAUACUACACUCAGCUGCAGACAGUGUGACGAGUGCUGUACAGAAGGCCAGCCAGGCCCUGAACGAGCGCGGCGAGAGAUUAGGUCGCGCCGAGGAGAGGACCGCGGACAUGAUGAACAGUGCUGAACAGUUCGCCGUCACUGCGCACAAGCUUGCCAUGAAACACAAAUGUUAGGACCACUGCCAAAAUCAGCUGGGCUGGAGAUGUGAGCACAGACCAGUCGGUGCACAGGAGAAGGAAUCCAGCGUUGAUCCUUUUUACAUUUUAUUAAUAUGAUUAAUAUUUGUUAACAAUGUUAACAUAUUACUGUUUUGGGUUAUCAUAUUGUGGUGCAGCUCAUUCCUAAUAAUAGUGAUGCAUCAUGUACAAUGACUUGGAAAAGGAUUCAGACCCCUUUUAACAGUUUUUUAUUUGUCAUAUCUUGUCAUGUUAAAAAUCAAAGACUUCAAUCUAACAUAUUGGGAUUUUAUGAUAAACCAACACAAGGUAGUGCACAAUUGUGAAGAGGAGAUGGGUUUUAGUUUUGGGGUAAGGCUAUAGCAGGUUUACAAAUCUAGAGAACUUAAUGUUUACAAUUUUUCCACAAAAUGACAAAUUGGAUGGAAAUAAUCUCUUAACAGGAGUUCAGGUUUUGACACAGAUUCUGAAUUCAGUUUAGAUCUGGGCAGGAGUUGGAUUUAAGUUUGCACUUUGACUGGACCAAUCUUAACACAAAACCAUUUUACUGUUGCUCUGCCUGUAUGUUUGGUCUUGUUGUCCUCGUGAAAGCAGAACCUCCACCUCAGUCUCAAAUCUGUUGUGGCCUCUAUUGGGUUUUGCUCCAUGGAUGUCCUGUAUUUUGCUCCAUCCAUCUUUGUAUUAACUUAGACCAGUUUGCCUCUAUCUGCAAAUGAAGGGCACACCCACACUGUGAUGCUGUCACCACGUUUAAUGAUGGGGAUGGUGUGUUUGUGUUGAUUUGCAGUAUUAGAUAUCUGCCUCACACAGCAUUUUAGAUGUAUCAUCUGAUCAGAUUCACAUGUUUCAUCCACUUAUGGCUUUCUUCUUGUCACUCUUCCAUAAAGGCCACAUUUAGUGCGCUACUAACAGUUGUCCUGUCGGAAGAUUCCAAUUGAACAAUGCUUCAUGAGAUGUUCAAAUCUUGGAAUAGUGUUUAAUAGGCUAACCCUGCAUUACAUAUGUAUACCUGUCCUGUCUAUUGUUGUUUGUUAGUCUUCAUAUUGCUGUUUGUUCAGUAAUGUUCUAUUUUCUGAGGCCUUUAGAGAGCAGCUGAGAUUAAACAACACAUUAACUAAUUAGGUGCUUUCUGACAGCAAUUGAUUGCACAGAAAUGUAUAUAGGGGUGUAAAAGUAAAGGGGGUUCAAACAAAUGCACACCACUUUAAGAUAUUUGUAAAAACAGUUUUUGAAAACUUGUAUCCUUUUCCAUCCACUUCACAGUUAUACACUCUCUGUUGGUCCCAAUACAGUAAAUUGAAUUUUGUAUUUGUGAUGUGAAAGCGUGUUAGUGUGAAAACGUUUAAGGAGUAUGAACUCUGUCACAAGUUGCUGAAGAUGGGAGAGACGACUUUGAGUGGAAUGUUUAAUGUUUUCAUUACCAAAAAAAGUCACUACAAUGACUACAGUUAAUAUUUACAGACCCUGAGUGCACAUUGUUAUAACAAUGUGUGGAUUAAAGUUAACUAGAAAUGAUCAGCAAUCUCUCCCAGACAAAUAAUACCCAGUUUCUUAUUGUUAGGAGUGCACAGUGCUGGAUUUUAAAGGCUUAUUUAUGAGUCAAUAACUUCUCAUUUCCCUUUUGAUGUGGCUGAGUUUAUUAGAUAGAAUAUAAAUAUUUUGCACCUACAUUCCAAAAGACUGUGUCUUUCUAGCAAAAUUUUGGAACCAAAUUUGGGACAGUAAGUUUUCACCACUAAGCUGUCAGACUGUCUCUAAAUAUAAAUUUUUACUGUACAUUUUCCUUCUGUUUGACGCUUCAUUUUUUCCAUUUGUCUUUGACUUCAGAAAAGUACAAACAGUAUUGGUCAUUAUGUUUCCUUUUUAUAAAAUGCCAACAAUUAUAGAGUGAAGGUAGAUAUUAAAAAUGCUUUUUCAUCUUAUGGGUACAUUUCUUAUUGGGAGCAACAAAAUAACAACGACAAGUAUUAACAUUGGUGUUUUUAAGGAUAUCUAUUACACAUUGUAUUAAUUUAUGUUAUAAAGAGGUACAUUAAACCAGCCUCUGGUCUGUAAGAGUGAUCUCUUGUACCAAUAUCUUAAUGUCUGUAGACCUAAUUGCCCCUUUUAUUAAAUAUUUUGGAAUUAAUCCUGGUUGUAAUUCACUUUUCAACAUCCAAUGGUCAAUUCCUUUACUUUUCUUUAUUUAAUGUGGGAAUUGUCGAGGUGAAUGCUGAUCAUGAGUAAAUGUCUUCAGCAGCAGCCAGGUGUAAUAAUUUUUGUUGCUUUUUUAUGUGUACAUUUCUACAUUGACUGUAAUUUUAAGGCCACAGUUAGGGUUUAUCUGACUCUUUUUACUUUGCAUUUUUCAAGUCAUGAUGUUACAAAGCACUGAUGUAAUAAUCCUGCAGAGCACAGUUGAGUUCAUAAUGAAGUGUUCCAGUUGCCUCACUUGGAUGUUUAACUUUAUAAUGAAGAAAAGAUCGAUUUCUAUUAUUCUUGGUCCUUUUUUAUAGCUAGCUUAAGGCUUGCGUUUCUUGCUUCCAACAAAUGUAAUGCAUACCUGUGUGCUUUUUGGUACUUUGAUACAUCUUUAGUCAGCUCACAAAAAUGUUCUGAUUUCACACAAUGUGCUAACAGCUUUAAGUGUUUCAGGGUUUAUUAUGUUGCUUUCUCCAUUUGACGUGCUCAGUUUCACUUUAAGCUUUAACAUUGUUGUUUGUUUUCUCUGAUUUCCACUUUCAAUUCUCUGUGGUUGUAACAUGUGAAAUAAAGUCCACAAUUGCAAAAAUUACAAAAAUAAAAUUAUUGUUCACUGGUGCUUCUUCUA